Exophiala dermatitidis NIH/UT8656 is the source of this 792-nucleotide messenger RNA. RefSeq lists its product as uncharacterized. The record is from RefSeq and is a predicted model, not a curated record. Gene Ontology annotation, molecular function: DNA-binding transcription activator activity, RNA polymerase II-specific; RNA polymerase II transcription regulatory region sequence-specific DNA binding. Gene Ontology annotation, cellular component: nucleus. Bases 1 to 792 code for a protein of 263 amino acids. Gene Ontology annotation, biological process: regulation of transcription by RNA polymerase II. NCBI's taxonomy places the organism in Eukaryota, Fungi, Ascomycota, Eurotiomycetes, Chaetothyriales, Herpotrichiellaceae. The transcript has a single exon.
AUGUCGACAUAUCGCGGCCGCACGGGGCCUAACUUCUCAGAGUAUUUGAACAACUUGAAUACUUUGGCCUCCCCUUACGACCAGGAGCAUUUCUCUCCCGACGAAAUCGAGUUGAACCAGGACCUGGCUAUGUUCACGAACACCGACUUCACUCACUUUGACAUGCCUCCUUUGCCCGAAGACGGUUCCUUCAAUUUCGAUGUGCACGACUCGAAGAACAACCCAAAUGUCAAGUACGAGGAUCUUCUCUCAGGCCCUGAACCGGUCCAAGCCUACCCUCCACCGAGCAUGGAGACGUCGGGAGUUGAGUCUGCGACGUAUUACAGUACCUACAACACACCCAUUCAACCUGCGCCCGCACCAGGCGUUGUCAACAUUGAGCACCGCGCCUCUCCGACCGCAUCGAUAUCCGGUCCAUCACAGUCAUCGCGCAGGAAGACCGAGCCUACUGACCCCAGUACCCUCAGCGCCGAGGAAAGAUCUCGGUUGGCUGCUGAGGAAGACAAGAGGCGGCGAAACACAGCUGCCAGUGCCCGAUUCCGUGUGAAGAAGAAGCAAAGGGAACAGGCUUUGGAGCGCACCGUGAAGGAGGUCCAAGAGAAGAACGCGAAGCUGGAGGCAAGGCUAUCUCAACUGGAGAUGGAGAACAAGUGGCUGAAGGACCUGAUUACCGAGAAGAACGGGCUUCAAUCUAAGGAGGAGAUGGCGGCGGCUUAUCAACAAUUCCGCAAGGAGAGCGAAGAGCGUGAACUGAAAUCCUCCGAGCACACGACCGGGGUUGGUACCAACUGA